AUGGACUGGGCAUCGAAACUGCCCUUUGGGCAAUCGAAACAUGCAGAGCCACACAAGGAUGAGCAGUCGCUCACCACUCUGCUGAGUGCAGAGCAGUGCGCAGAUCUUACGUUCUUGAUUGCGACUAUUACAGCUACCAUGCGGCAAUCCCUGCUGGACACCUUCAUUGCUGAGGAAGUACGACCGGAUCCCAAAGCUGCAAAAUCAGAAGAACAGACCUUGAUAGAUGCACCGUCUGAUCUUGGCAAUGUCGACGUGGCCAAAGAAGACAGAUUGAAGCAAGAGCGAGAGAAGCGGGAACAGAACGCAAAAGAAGAACUUGCAAAGCCAGAGGUACAGGAAUUGAAGCAAGAAAUGUUGAGCUACUUCGACGAAUGGAGAGGUAAAGUCAUUAGUCGUAUUGGCGAAUUGGUGAACUCGAGAGAAGAGGCGAAAGAACAGACCAAACACGUCGAAACUGAAAAGGUUCAGGGGCUCGCCGAGAUGUCUGGCACGGAGACAACGAGCCUCAGCAGCCUCUCACAAGAGGACGAAGACGAAGACACAGCUUUCAAAGAGCGCUAUCCAGCCGUGGACUCGAUACUCGCACGUCUGGACGAGCCCAAGCGUGCCCUGAUCCUGCACUCCUUAGUGCUUAUACUUCUUAGUCUGGAGCACUACUCGGCGCAUUCGCGAAUCCUCCUACUUUACCUCACCAGUUCUCUCCACCUCCGUCUUUUCAUCCUGAAGAAAGACGAAGAAACAGUCGCUCAGGGCCUCCUCGAAGCUGCUUCCCAACAGCUCAACGCAGAUGCCGAAACAAAGAAAGCAGCAGAAGCUUCUCAAACCGCACGGAAAUGGAAGGUCGGCCUCGCCAGCGUUGCGGGUGCAGCCCUCAUCGGUGUGACUGGUGGUCUCGCUGCCCCUCUCAUCGCAGCAGGUGUAGGCUCCGUCAUGGGUGGUCUAGGUCUUGGUGCCACAGCUGCUGCAGGGUAUCUAGGCACGCUGGCGGGCUCUUCAGUCCUUGUCGGCGGUCUGUUCGGCGCGUACGGCGCACGCAUGACCGGCGACGCAAUGGAUGCCUACGCACGACAAGUCGAGGAUUUUGCAUUCUUGAACAUCCACCGCUCGCAAGACCCUUCGAAACAGGACAACGAGACGCGCCGCUUACGUGUUGCUAUUGCCAUCAGCGGCUGGCUGCGUGAACCUGAGGAAGUCGUUGCGCCUUGGCGCUACAUCGGCAAAGGGACUGAAGGUUUCGCGUUGCGCUGGGAGCUUGAGGCUCUGCUCAAGCUCGGACAUAGUCUCGAGACUUUCAUCACGAGUGCGGCGUGGGGCUACGCGAAGAAGAAGAUCAUUGAGCAAACCGUCUUCGCCGCCGUUUCGGCCGCUAUGUGGCCCCUUGGUCUGCUUAAGAUCGCAAGUGUACUUGACAACCCGUUUAGUGUGGCAAAGUAUCGCGCUGACAAAGCGGGUGAGGUGCUCGCCGACGCUCUAAUCAACAAGGUUCAGGGCGAGCGUCCGGUGACACUUGUCGGUUACUCGCUUGGUGCACGACUCAUAUACUCGUGUCUGCAGCGUCUCGCGGAGCGAAAAGCAUUCGGACUCAUUGAGAAUGUUGUGCUGCUAGGUGCACCAUGCCCGUCCGAUACCGCGGACUGGCGCAAGAUGCGCUCUGUGGUCAGCGGCCGCGUAGUCAAUGUGUUCAGCACGCAAGACUACAUCUUGGGGUUCCUGUACCGCACUUCGAGUGUGCAGCUGGGCAUUGCCGGCCUACAACCCGUUCUGGGAGUACGCGGUGUUCAGAAUGUCGAUGUUACGGAACUCGUGGAUGGGCACUUGCAGUACCGGUUCAUCACUGGUUCGAUCCUGCGCAAGAUCGGCUUCGAGGACGUCGAUAUCGCGGAAGUGGAGAAGGCCGAGCGUGAGAUGGCCAAGCAGAAAGAGAAGGAAGAGGCUGAAAGGAGGAAGAACGAGGGCGAGACGACAGGGGAUGAAGAGAGGGACAGCGAGAAGGAGAAGCAGAAAUUGGAGGGUGAGGUGCAGAAGAAGAGUGAGCAGAGCAUGUGGCAGGUUAUGCAGGAGAAGACGAAGAGUCUCGAUAUUGGAGGCUUCUUCGGAACGAAGGAGGACGCAGGGAAGGUGCCGCCACCGACAUCAGCAGCAGCUGGUGAGCAAAAAGAGCUCAAGAAGGCCUAG
This is a messenger RNA of Ascochyta rabiei, 2178 nucleotides long. RefSeq lists its product as uncharacterized. NCBI's taxonomy places the organism in Eukaryota, Fungi, Ascomycota, Dothideomycetes, Pleosporales, Didymellaceae. The transcript has a single exon. The coding region runs from base 1 to 2178 and encodes 725 amino acids. The record is from RefSeq and is a predicted model, not a curated record.